ACAAUUACGAAGAGUUAUCGACCAUUGAUUCCAAACUUCAAAGCUACAUACGGCAAUCAUUCAUGUUUACAACGCUUUUAUUCAGUUAUAAGUGGUUUAAGACUUUGGUCUGUCAGGGGACUAUUUAUUAACCCCCGAUGUAAGAUCCUUUUACAGAAAUGUUACACUUUAAAUAAUCGUUUGAGUUCUUUACGUCUAGCCGGUGGCACCGGUACAGGAAUUGUUCUACGCGACCUGAGAACAGAUUGAGUUUUUUCAUUCAAUGAGUUUACGUGGCGUGUACAAUCAUUAUCUUGGUAAUUUACUGAGGAAAAAAAGUCUGCACUGUUCUUAUCUCUUCUCUUUGGGUUUCAUAAAAACAUGAUUGGGAAAUUGGACUGCAAGAUUACGAUUUAUUACAGUUAUAAAAAUUUACAAACAAUUUUUUUUAUAAUAGGAUCUCAUUAGAAUUCAAGUUCUUUUAGAAUUUCCAAAUAAUUGUGCGAUAAUCCAAUGAAGAUGGCACCCAUACACCCUCCGGGGACACUCAAGAAUGUGGACAUUGAAGUGCCGCAUCAUCACCGGAACUUUGACAUUGAGAAAACAGACACUUACAUACGCAAGACUGCAGUCAUCGCACUAUGGUACUUAUUCAGCUUUGGGACGCUUAUGUCAAAUAAGUAUAUAUUGUCAAAUCUGAAUGGUGACGCGGGAGUGCUUGGAGAAGCCCAGAUGAUGGCGUCAGCUGUGUUUGGUGCUUUCAAGUUGUACUUGCCGUGCUGCCUGUUUAAACAUCACCAUCAUCCUGACGCACCUAGGUUGCACUUCUUCAGGAAUAUGGCAAUUCUAGGGUGGAUGAGGUUUGCUACCGUAGUUUGCUCUCUGAUCAGCCUCAAGUAUGUUGCGGUAUCAUUCACAGAGACGGUGAAGUCAUCAGCACCCAUCUUCACGGCCCUGUUCUCAUGGAUUAUGAUAGGUGAGCGCUCAAGCCUGCCUGUCUACCUAUCUUUGAUCCCUGUGAUGGGGGGGCUAGCACUUUGCACAGCAAAUGAGCUCAGCUUUAACGUCAUUGGAUUCACUUCUGCUCUGAUGAAUAACCUGAUGGACUGCGUUCAAAACGUGUUUUCCAAGAAACUCCUCAGCAAUGAGCAGUCUUCCUACAGUGCUCCGGAACUCCAAUUCUACACGAGUGCUGCGUCUCUAGUCGUUCAGUUUCCCUUUUGGUUCUUUUUCAUGGACAUCCAAGUCAAGCUUCAGUCCAUGGAUUACCUGAUGAUGUUUAUGCUAGUCUUCAAUGGCUUCCUGUUCUACAUGCAGAGUCUGACGGCCUACGCACUCAUGUCUCUUAUAUCUCCCGUAACAUUCAGCGUGUCCAACACCGUGAAGCGUGCCGUGCUCAUCUGGAUCUCCGUGCUGAUGUUUGGGAAUGAGGUGUCUGCCCUAAGUGCUCUCGGGACCAUGAUCGUCACGUGUGGCGUGUUUCUGUACCAGCGUGCAAAGCGGCAAGAGGCAGAGCAAAUGGCGGCGGAGAAAGGCACGAUGCAUGUGCAGCAGACCGUUUAGGGACUGGGGCCAACUCCAUGCGGGAAAUAAAAACUUACUAGUGCUUCACGGGGAACGCAAAUAUGUCAAUGUAUUUCAAGUAGAGCUAAGUCAGCGGUUUUCAACAUUAUUUCUAUGAACUCGAUACUCAAACAUCAUCAUUUAACUCUUGUUCGUUAGCGGAUACGGAGGUUUUUAUUUGUUAAGGGUUGAUUGUAUUUUUGUUGAGCAAGUUAUGUGACGCAGGCUCGGGGUUUUAUAGCCCAAAUACGAGAAAAGCGAUGAAUUCCGGGGGAUAUUUUGUCUUUUUUAUCAGUAGUAGUAUAGCGGGUAUCAAUAGCCGAUCUACUUUAUUACUGUUUCUCCCACAUGGAGCACUCCGCUAUGAGGACACAUCUCUAAAGCAGGCAAGUAGAGGGAAAUGGUAAAUUUAAAGAGAGCUGUGCGGUGUGUUCAUGUAUUUUUGUUUUAUAAAUGGGUUUUGGAUA
Messenger RNA from Nematostella vectensis (starlet sea anemone), 2009 nucleotides. RefSeq names its product solute carrier family 35 member E2A. The transcript is spliced from 8 exons. Gene Ontology annotation, cellular component: Golgi apparatus. Bases 493 to 1542 code for a protein of 349 amino acids. NCBI's taxonomy places the organism in Eukaryota, Metazoa, Cnidaria, Anthozoa, Actiniaria, Edwardsiidae. The record is from RefSeq and is a predicted model, not a curated record. Gene Ontology annotation, molecular function: antiporter activity.